Penaeus monodon (black tiger shrimp) is the source of this 4101-nucleotide messenger RNA. RefSeq lists its product as uncharacterized. The record is from RefSeq and is a predicted model, not a curated record. Bases 315 to 2999 code for a protein of 894 amino acids. NCBI's taxonomy places the organism in Eukaryota, Metazoa, Arthropoda, Malacostraca, Decapoda, Penaeidae. Gene Ontology annotation, molecular function: Wnt-protein binding; Wnt receptor activity. The transcript is spliced from 10 exons. Gene Ontology annotation, biological process: non-canonical Wnt signaling pathway; canonical Wnt signaling pathway. Gene Ontology annotation, cellular component: plasma membrane.
CCGUCGGCAGGUAGACAGUCGGCGGCAAGAGAGCGAGUCGAACGCACGCACGGUUGUCGCUCCAGUCAGCUCACACGGACCCCCCUUUCGCACGUUCGAAAAUCCCACUAAAGGGGAAACAAGGGAGAGAGAGAGAAGAGGAAGAGACAGAGAGACCGUACUUUGCCGGGACAGUGGAUCAUUAUUGCUGUGUUCUCGUGAAACUAAGAUUUCCCCCCCCCCCCGAUAAGUAAAGGGAAGGUGUCUGUUUGAUCGUAUUUGGAGAAUUUCGAUUUUUAUUUUUUCCUCGCCCGAAGAAGAGACCCGGCGCCGCUAUGGGUGGAGGUUCUGGAAACAAAGGAGGUUACAAGGGCGACGACGCCGAGGACAUGUGCGGGAAUACCCUGGAGCCCGAUCCUCGCUACGACUCGUGCUGCUCCAACAUCUUCCGGCCGGGUAAGGUGCUCAGGGACAUCAUCAAGGGCCUGCUGGUGGUGCUGGGCAUCGCCGUCGUCAUCGCCGUCGUGUUUGUUAUCAUCUUCUACGUCGUUCCAGGCAAGGAGGGCGAGGAGUCCGUCCUGACCCUGAAGGAGAGCGCCAUCGUGGGCGGCCCCGUCGAGCACGAGGUCACUGGCAACGGGAUCAAUGAGGUCGAAUUUACCGACAAUACUCGAUACGACGUCGCUCCCAGCCUGGAGAAAAUCCGGGAGGAGGAGGACGCGGAUGUGCAUGCCGGCCACGACCACGAGCACGACCACGAGCACGCUGACCACGAUCACGCCCACCACGACCACGAUCACGCCCACGAUCACGACCACGAUCAUGCCCACCACGACCACGCCCACCACGAGCAGCCGUCCGCCGAACCCGAGCCCGAGCCGGAAGCCGAGCCGGAAGCCGAGCCGGAAGCCGAGCCGGAAGCCACCCCUGAGCCCGAGGCCGAGCCCGAGCCGACGGCUGAGCCCGAACCCGAGCACAUGGGUAAGGAAGAGUCGACCCACGACGCCCGGGACGCCCACCACCAUGGGCGCUCGGAGGGAGAGCUGGGUCGCGAGCACGCACGCCCGCUGGGUGGAAUGGGCCACGAGCACUUGCAUGAGGGACAUGACAUGGCCCACGAUCAUACUCACCAUCACGAUGAUAUGACUCAUGAUCACGCUCACGCCGAAGGUGACAUGGGCCAUGACCACAUUCACGCCGAAGGUGACAUGACUCAUGAUCACGCUCACGCCGAAGGUGACAUGACUCAUGAUCACGCCGAAGGUGACAUGUCUCAUGACCACACUCACGCCGGUGACAUGUCUCAUGACACUCACGCCGAAGGUGACAUGACUCAUGACCACACUCACGCCGAAGGUGACAUGUCCCAUGAUCAUAAUAGCGAAAUUGGCCAUGAACACGUGCAUGCCGAGAUGGGCCAUGACCAGACAGCCCCCACCGCCGCCCACGAGAGCCCCGAGGCCACGCCCUCUGCCGCCGCCGCCCCCACCGAGAGAACCAUCGUGUCCGUGUCCAGCACAGGCGCCGGAACCAGGGUCGAGGUCAAGUCUUCUGAGUCCGAGGUCAGCCACGUGCCCUCGACCAGCAUCCCGCCGCUUCUCGACGUCCUGGGGCCUCACGCCACGCCCGCCGGGGACGCGCGCGGAAGCUGCCGUCCUCGCAGCCUGGAGAUGUGCAGCGACUUGCCCUACGCACUCACCUCCCUCCCGAACUGGGCCAAUGACAAGACAGAUUACGAACUUCACAACGCGUCUCUUCCAUUCUUUAGGGACGUCAUCGUGAGGUCAAGCUGUUCCCCUCGAGCCCGAGAGUACUCCUGUGCCAUCUUGGAACCCCCGUGUGGUGUCAAUGGUGCUAUUAUUCCUCCGUGCCGAACCUUCUGUCGAUCUGUGGCUUCAACGUGCCAGGAAUUCGUCAUUAAAGGCUUUGGUUUGAGUGACGUGUUCAACUGCGAUAAAUUCCCCGACUCGACCGACCCCGCUGUGUGCUUCGAUGCCACUCAAGAACCUUGUCUGGGUUUGGAGCACCGCUGUGGAGACGGCAAAUGUGUGGCGAAGAGGCUAGUCUGUGACGGAAUCUCGGACUGUGUUGACCAGUCAGAUGAGGCUACAUGUCCUGGCCGUCUUCCAGCUCCUGCCGGCGACGCAGCACCAGCAGCAUCGGACAACACCUUCCAGCAUCUUCCCAACUCAGAGGACGCCCGAACUGGCGGGCGGGACUUACCAUUUGAAGAUUAUACAACCUUAGACACCCCCGAAGCCGUUUUAGAAGAACAAGUCCCCCCAGCCGAUGACUAUCCUGUCUUUAACGAUUACUCUGUCACCGAGGACUACCCCGAAGGUCCUCUGGAUUACGUAACCGACAACUUCGAUUACCCUGAGGUCGUUGACAGUUCCGCGGCAACUCUCCCCCCCGUGGACGAGUUUGAGGGCCGUGUUGACGCUGCGAAUGAGUCUCUGACCGUUGAUGAAGAACCUUUCCAGCAAGACUUUGUAGAUAUUAACACUGAGUCAGCCCCCGCGGAAGCCUUCAUGCCAACAGAGGAGCCAGUCACGUCAGAAGCCCAGGACUUUGUUGCCGAAGGAGACUUUGUCUCUACCGACGGUCCGGUUCUGAUCUGUGACCAUGAAAAGUUCCUGUGUCAGAAUGGCUUCGAUUGCGUGGACCUGGCGGCUGUUUGUGAUGGUCUUCAGCAAUGUAGUGAUGGAUCUGAUGAGGCCAAUUGUACCAGCAUCGGACUCUCCUCGUCAACAACCCCUGCCUCACACACCCCAGAACCCCAGACUUCCUUCCCUGGCGAAGAAGUGGCAACUACCAUUCCCGAGUACGCGACGGAGGACGCUGUAACAGAAGGGGCAGUGGAGGAGACAACGUUCUUCACAACGACACCGGAAGUCUGCCCCGAACUGAUGUGCUUGGAUGGAACCUGUCUCGCCAUUUCUCAACUUAAUGAUGGUGUCAACGACUGUUCCGAUGGCACAGAUGAGCAGAACUUUUCAGAACUGAUUUCUGCCACUUAAGGCAUAGUAGGAGGGUUUGUGUGCAUACCUUAUAAAUGUUUGUAUUUCAACGGUAAUGUCAGUUGCAGCUUCCAUUCAUAGAAAUACGAAAGGUAUAGAUGUUAUUUUUUUUGCAGCAGCUUCAUUAAAUUGUUGAUAAGUAUUUUACUUUUCCUAAUAUGUCGAAAAGAUGUCAUUUUGAAUAGAACUGUCAAACAUUUGGUACUUUUCUCUUAAUUGUUAAUACCGAUAUUGUGAAAGAGAUAGCCAAAUUAUUCAAUAUUCCAGUCUGUCUGGUUGAUGCCACAGUUGUUGUGAAGCCAGUCCGUCCGUACCGGUCAUUUAGUCAGUAAUUUUUCUGUAUAUGUGAAUAUCCCUUUAAUUUUUAACCUGUUUCAACACCCUAUAUUUUAUAUUCUUUUAAUCUCGAAUUAUUCUUUUGUAUAUAGUGUAAUUACUAAUUUUCUACUCGUUUCUGGCAUUCUUUGAAGUAUGUUCUUAACAACCACAAGGUUUGUUAAUUUCUGUUUAUUCCGUCCAAUAUAUUUUCAUGACCAGUUGAGCCAAUGGCAAGGGUCUUAAAGAGGAGAGUUGUGAAAAAAACUUCUUUUUUUUAGGUUGUUCAAUACCAUAAAAAUAUUUAUUGCAUUUCUAAUUUAUAGUUUAUUUACAUUUCCAAUUUCUAUUGCAUUGAUUGCAGAUUCUGAAAGUAAGACUAUGUCCUUUUCACAAUGUCAAAAAAAAAAUAUUAUAAAACUUGAGAUCUGAAAUAUGAAUUCACAUCUCUGUACCUUCAGAUGGUCAUGUAUUUUGUAACAUCUCUCUCAAGCAGCUUUCAAUAUACCUGGAAGUCCCUUGCUCAUGAGUUAAAGCACUGUCAGCUCUUUUAUGUGUUUGUGAGAAUGCAAAUUAUUGUCAGUGAUUGUGUGCAUCUGAAGAAUGUAUGUGAACUGAAUGUGUCAUUAUUAGUGUCGUAUUUUAUUACCAAUUUUCCACACAAAGUGAAUGUAGAUAUUUUGACAUGUUUAAUAGUCUCAAUCUUCCAUGCAAUCUGAAAGGUAGCUAUAUAUAUGAAUAUAUGUAUGGAUGUCUCUUUUAUUAAAUAAAAUGUUCCAUGAUCAAA